Xenopus tropicalis (tropical clawed frog) is the source of this 2708-nucleotide messenger RNA. RefSeq names its product exocyst complex component 3-like 1 (gene exoc3l1). The coding region runs from base 9 to 2429 and encodes 806 amino acids. Lineage: Eukaryota; Metazoa; Chordata; Amphibia; Anura; Pipidae. The record is from RefSeq and is a predicted model, not a curated record. Gene Ontology annotation, cellular component: exocyst. Gene Ontology annotation, biological process: exocytosis. The transcript is spliced from 13 exons.
UGUGUGGGAUGCUGCCCUUGUCCCCUCCCUGCUCGCUCAGUUCUGCUGCACUGACUGAAAGAAGCAUGAUGCCUGCAGAGGGUGAGAAUAUUCCAUUAUAUACUCUUUCUAACUGGGAAUCGACCAAGCAAAAUGCAGAGUGCAGUGUUUUAGCGUUGGAGAAGGCAGAGAGCUUGGCAAGGGGAGCAGCACUCAAAUGGGCCUCUGGCAUAUUUUCACGCCCUGAUCAGCUGACAAGGCUUGGGCAUUACCGAAGACGUGAAACUCAGCGCAACAACUCUAUACAAACCAGACUUAAAUCGGCAGUCCAGUCCUAUUUGGAAGGAGUUGAACAGGGAAUAAAGCAGCUGCACAGCGCACUCACAGAAGUACAAAAUGUGCAGCGAGAACUAAGUGAAGCACAGGGCAUCUGGCGCAAGACUAAUGGACAACUCUCACGCCUUCAGCCCAUUCGAAAUCUGGUGGCAGAACAUGUACAGCUUUCUGUUGUUAUCCAAAGCCUGCCUUUUAUCUACACAGUACCUGAGCUUAUUUCUCACACUAAAAAUUUGAUUGAGACCCAAAAUCUACUGGAAGCUCAUCGGAACCUAAGAGAAUUAGAAAGCUUUCGAGAUAUUGUACUUUAUAGAUUACAGAGGGUAAGGCCAUUAGAGGAUCCCAGUUGUUGUACUGGUGAAGAUGUGCAACACGGUGAAGAUCCAGCAGAACUGGUACAGCAGUUUUUUGCAGGCGUAAAUAAUUUGAGUGAAGAUUUGGGUCGUGUUUUGUUCUCAUUGGCCCAAUCAUCAGUGAGCUUGGCACGUUCAAAUCCAUCUCUGUUAGUUUCUGCUGUCCGUAUAAUUGAACGUGAGGAGUAUCUGGAUGAAGAAGAUACAAAAGGAUCUCCACAGCAGCUCUGGAGACCACCAGGGCGUCCAAAACACUGGAGGGAUAGUUUCUUUCAGGCUUUAGAAAGGGGUGUGUGUAACAGGCUUAUAGGGUCUGGGUUACAGGAGGAGGAUAUUACACCAACAGGCCUAGCAACUCAUUUUAAGGACCUUCAAAGUAAAGUGUUAGAUGAGCUACAGGCAGUAUGCUCAGUGCUAGCUCCAUGUGUUCCGCCACAGUAUGAAGUCUGUCGAGCUGUUGCCUUGAUGUGCCACCAUGCCAUUUCUCGCCAUGUUCGUGAUAUAUUGAGCCAUGAUCUGGCCCACCCUGCCUUGUAUCGUGUACUCCAUUGGUCAGUUAUUGUGUACCCCAGUGAAGACAUGAUUGGACAUCAGGAUUUGUCUCCAGAGAUAGAUGCAACAGAGUUGGGAGCUCUUCUUUCCCCUGAAUUCUUGGAAGAGCAGCAGAAUCGCUACACUCGCAGUGUAAAGGUAUGCUUGGCUCAAUGGAUCCAGAAGGCUUUAGAAGUGGAAUAUUCUGAGUGGUUUAGAGAGCAAGAACCAGAUAAAGACCAGGAUGGACUGUACCUUUCCAGUCUUCAGCAACUUAUUAUGCAGAUGCUUGCAGAGAACAUGCAACUGGCCUCAGUCCUCGGUGAUUCUCUGGAGAGUCGGAUGAGAAAUGCUGCUGUGCUAGAGAUGGAUAACUGCUUGGUUUGGCUACGAGAGGCUCUAGUUAAAUAUGGCAUUGAACAUAUGAAGGACAGAACAAACCCAACAUACUACAUACCCUACCUGGUGGCCAUAAUAAAUGGUUGCACUGCUUUAAGUUCAUCCAUCUCCUACUUGCAGCCUGGGGAGUCUGCCAAUCCUGUAAUCAGGAAAAAUGCACCCUGCUUGCAGAACUCAUUAGACAAGACCCAAAAGAAAGCAUGCCACUUACUUCUGGAUGAGUUGCAGACAGAGCUGCAGCCUCUUUUCUUGCAAAUUCCAUCACGCACCUGGUUGUCAGGAUCCGAUAUCAUGCGUAUCACCUGUGAGAAGGUAGAACUUUUCAACCAGCACUUAUCCAUGGCCAGAGCUCCUGUGUGUCAGUUCCUUCUGGCACAGACAGAAAGGAUGUUAGUAAUUGAGUAUGUCAAAGCAUUCAUGCAUAGCAAGAUGGUGUGUAAGAGCUCUUUGGAAAGGCAACAGAUGGCUGAGAGGAUGUCUUCAGAUGCUGAGGAGUUAAGGGCAGCUCUAAGCAGAAUGGGUUUAGAGGAGUCCACUCUCUGUGUUCCACUUAUUUUGUCAAUCCAGGAGAUUUUUGCUCUCAAGGAUCCAUCAUUACUCAGCUUGGAAGUUUCGGGAUUAAUGACCUCAUUUCCAGAUAUCAGUGAUGAUCAUGUUCUUGCUCUUAUGGAGCUCCGUGGGGAUGUAAGCAGAGACCUUCGGCAUACUGUGCUAAAUAUGAUGCAGCAGCAGACAUUGACCCUUCCCAAGGAUUACCGUCCAAUCUUCAUGAGCAUAUCUGUACCAGCACCUGCACCACCAUUUUGCCUCCAUCCCAGCUCAUGUGCUUAAUUUGUCUGUAUGACAGCAAUCAUCUCCAUAGCCUCAUAUAUCAACAACUAUACCUUAUCAGUUUCUUAUCAGAUGGUACAUACAUUUCAUUUUAAACUACUGUUUUUGCACAAACUACUUAUUCUUUAUGGACGCCUUUUCAAAAUUUUCAAAACUUUGUUUUCUUUGCAGCACAUCUUAUUUAUCUCCUUUGUUAGUAAUGAAUCCAUACCCCCAGAAAAAAAUUGGUCCUUAAUGCCUUUUAUUCUAAGUGCCUAAUAAAGUAAAAAAAAUGUUGUC